GGAGGUUUGAAAUCCGCCGGGCGGUUGGGGGCCGCCAUCGCCGCCGCUCAGCAGCGCCCGCCGCCGCCAUGGAGCUCCAGGAGUCCCCGUCGCCCCUCCGGCCCGCGAACGAGAACCGCCGGGUGGCCAAGGGCGAUGGCGCCAAGAAGCAGCUCUCGGUGGAGCACAUCUACCAGAAGAAGACGCAGCUGGAGCACAUCCUGCUCCGGCCCGACACCUACAUCGGCUCCGUGGAGCUGGUCACCCAGCAAAUGUGGGUUUUUGAUGAGGACGUGGGCCUUAACUGCCGAGAUGUGACCUUUGUGCCCGGCUUAUACAAAAUCUUUGAUGAGAUUCUGGUCAAUGCUGCAGACAACAAGCAGAGAGAUAAAAGCAUGUCAUGCAUUAAAGUUACGAUUGACGUAGAGAAUAACACAAUCAGUGUAUGGAACAACGGGAAAGGUAUUCCAGUUGUUGAACACAAAGUGGAGAAGGUCUACGUGCCUGCUCUUAUCUUUGGACAGCUGCUAACAUCCAGCAACUACGAUGACAAUGAAAAGAAAGUCACAGGUGGGCGAAAUGGUUAUGGAGCCAAACUGUGCAACAUAUUUAGCAAAAAAUUUACUGUUGAAACUGCAUGUCGUGAAUACAAAAAGUUAUUCAAGCAGACCUGGACAGACAACAUGGGAAAUGCUGGUGAAAUGCAACUGAAAUAUUUUGAUGGAGAAGAUUACACGUGUGUCACUUUCCAACCUGAUCUGUCAAAAUUCAAAAUGACGAUUCUUGAUAAAGACAUUGUAGCACUAAUGUCUCGAAGAGCAUAUGAUAUUGCUGGAUCCACAAAGGAUGUCAAAGUUUUCCUAAAUGGACAGAGGCUGCCUGUGAAAGGAUUCCGCAGUUAUGUGGACCUCUAUCUGAAGGACAAAGUAGAUGAAACUGGUAAUGCACUUAAGGUUAUCCAUGAGGAAGUAAAUUCUCGGUGGGAAGUGUGUUUGACUUUAAGCGAAAAAGGCUUCCAGCAAGUUAGCUUUGUCAACAGCAUUGCCACUACAAAGGGUGGCAGACACGUUGAUUAUGUAGCUGACCAGAUUGUGACUAAACUCAUUGAUGUUGUGAAAAAGAAGAACAAAAACGGAGUGGGGGUGAAGCCUUUUCAGGUGAAGAACCACAUGUGGAUUUUUGUGAAUGCCUUAAUUGAAAACCCAACCUUUGACUCUCAGACUAAGGAGAACAUGACCCUGCAGGCAAAGAACUUUGGCUCAACCUGUAAACUGAAUGAAAAAUUUAUUAAGGGUGCAGUUGGCUGUGGCAUUGUUGAAAGUAUCCUAAACUGGGUAAAAUUUAAAGCUCAGAGCCAGCUGAAUAAGAAAUGUUCGGCUGUGAAACACAGUAAGAUUAAGGGUGUUCCUAAGCUGGAUGAUGCCAAUGAUGCUGGCAGCAAGAAUUCUUUAGAUUGUACACUUAUCCUGACUGAGGGAGACUCAGCCAAAACAUUGGCUGUCUCUGGUCUAGGAGUGGUUGGUAGAGACAAAUAUGGAGUAUUUCCUCUUCGUGGGAAAAUGCUCAACGUCAGAGAAGCUUCUCAUAAGCAGAUUAUGGAAAAUGCUGAAAUCAACAACAUCAUCAAGAUUGUGGGUUUGCAAUAUAAAAAGAACUAUGAAGAUCAAGAAUCUUUAAAGAGUCUUCGCUAUGGAAAGAUUAUGAUUAUGACAGAUCAGGAUCAAGAUGGAUCGCAUAUCAAAGGUUUGCUGAUUAACUUCAUCCAUCACAACUGGCCAUCUCUUCUAAAACACAACUUUUUGGAGGAAUUUAUUACUCCCAUCAUAAAGGCCUUCAAAAACAAAGAAGAAAUUGCGUUCUACAGCAUUCCCGAAUUUGAAGAAUGGAAAAACAGUACACAGAACUACAAUUCAUGGAAAAUCAAGUACUACAAAGGUUUGGGUACCAGCACGUCGAAGGAGGCUAAAGAAUACUUUGCAGACAUGGCUAAACAUCGAAUUGGCUUCAAAUAUUCUGGUCCUGAAGAUGAUGCUGCGAUCACCCUGGCCUUUAGCAAGAAGAAGGUAGAAGAGCGAAAGGAGUGGCUGACUAAUUUCAUGGAGGAUAGAAGACAACGGAAGCUGCACGGUCUGCCAGAGGAAUACCUAUAUGGGAAAAAUACGACUUACCUGACAUACAACGACUUCAUCAACAAGGAGUUAGUCCUGUUCUCAAACUCAGAUAAUGAAAGAUCAAUCCCAUCACUGGUUGAUGGUUUGAAGCCAGGUCAAAGAAAAGUUCUUUUCACGUGUUUCAAACGAAAUGAUAAGCGGGAGGUGAAGGUUGCUCAGCUGGCUGGUUCUGUAGCUGAGAUGUCCUCAUAUCAUCAUGGUGAAGCAUCGCUGAUGAUGACUAUUAUUAACUUAGCUCAGAACUUUGUGGGCAGUAACAACCUCAACUUGCUACAGCCUAUUGGUCAGUUUGGCACAAGGCUGCAUGGUGGGAAAGACUCUGCCAGCCCUCGAUACAUCUUUACAAUGCUCAGCCCACUAGCACGGUUGCUGUUCCCACCAAUGGAUGACAAUAUCCUGAGGUUCCUAUAUGAUGACAAUCAACGUGUGGAGCCAGAGUGGUAUAUGCCUAUCAUUCCAAUGGUGCUGAUAAAUGGAGCAGAAGGGAUUGGUACUGGCUGGUCCUGUAAGAUUCCCAACUUCGAUAUCAGGGAAGUUGUGAAUAAUAUCCGUCGUCUGAUGGAUGGAGAAGAGCCGUUGCCAAUGCUUCCCAGUUACAAGAAUUUCAAAGGCACAAUAGAUGAGCUGGGACCUAAUCAGUACGUGAUAAGUGGUGAAGUGUCUAUCCUUGAUUCUACAACCAUUGAGAUUACUGAGCUGCCUGUCAGAACGUGGACACAGACUUACAAAGAGCAGGUUCUGGAACCAAUGUUAAAUGGGACAGAGAAGACACCCCCGCUAAUCACGGACUACAAAGAAUAUCACACAGACACAACAGUGAAGUUUAUAGUGAAGAUGAGUGAAGAAAAACUAGCGGAAGCUGAAGCAGUGGGGCUGCAUAAGGUCUUCAAACUCCAAACAAAUUUAACAUGCAACUCCAUGGUUCUUUUUGACCAUGUCGGCUUUCUGAAGAAGUAUGACACACCCCAGGAUAUUCUUAAAGAGUUCUUUGAACUCAGGCUCCGAUACUACAAUUUGAGAAAAGAAUGGCUUAUUGGAAUGCUAGGUGCUGAGUCUGCAAAACUGAGCAACCAGGCUCGUUUCAUCCUGGAGAAAAUAGAUGGCAAAAUUGUGAUCGAAAACAAACCCAAGAAAGAGUUGAUUCAAGUUCUUAUCCAGAGAGGAUAUGAAUCUGAUCCAGUGAAGGCUUGGAAGGAAUCACAAAACAAGGAAGAAGAGGAGGAGGAGGAGGAGGAGAAUGACAGAGAAUCAGCUGCAGCUACCGGACCAGACUUCAACUAUCUGCUGAACAUGCCCCUUUGGUAUCUGACUAAAGAGAAGAAAGAUGAGCUCUGUAAGCAGAGAGAUAACAAAGAAAAGGAGCUGGAAAACCUUAAGCGCAAGAAACCCUCUGAUCUGUGGAAGGAAGACCUUGCUGUCUUUGUUGAAGAACUUGAUGCAGUGGAAGCCAAGCAAAUGCAGGACGAGAUGGCAGGCUUGAGUGGUAAACCUUUAAAGGUGAAAGGAGGGAAAGCGAAGGUGAAGAAGGCGCAACUGUCAGAAAUAAUGCCGUCACCUCACGGCGUGAGGGUUGUUCCUCGGAUAACUGCAGAGAUGAAGGCAGAAGCAGAGAAGAGAACUAAAAAGAAAAUAAAGAGUGAAAAAAAUGAAUUUGAUGAGAAUCAAGAAGAAAACGUGUCAGGAGACAAAGAGUCUUCAGGCCUUAAGCAGAGAUUAGUGCAGAAGCUUAAUACUGAGCAAGGUGGUAAGAGACAGGCCAUUCUGCCAUUUAAGCCAUUAAAGAAAAUGAAGAAACGAAACCCUUGGUCUGACUCGGGAUCUGAUUCAGAGUCUGAUUUUGAAGCGCCUCCUCAAAGAGAGAGAGUGGUUCGCAAAGCAGCAGCCAAAGUCAAGACCAUAAUCAGUUCGGACUCGGAUGCAAAUCUCUCCAGCUCAGAUGAGGAGUUUGAAUUUCAGGGUAACAGUGAAGGCAACACUGAAUCAGAUACAAACUCAAAAGAAAAAUCUGCUCCCAAGCCCAGCGCUGCUCCAAAGGAAACAGCUGAAAAAGAAGCAGCUAAAGCUCCCAAGGAAAAGCCAGUGCAAAGCACUAUCCCUGUUCAAGUCCAAGACAUUGCUACCGAAAAUGUGAGUCAAGCUCCGGCAGCCCCUGCUGUCUCUGUGCCUCGCAGUAAGGCCGCAUCUAAAAAACCUCCUGCAGCUAAGAAGGCCAGUGCCACUAAGGAUAACCAGCCGUCCAUCAUGGAUAUUCUUGCCAAGACAAAGGCUGCGCCCAAAUCCAGCAAGAUAGCGCUGAAGGAGGGAUCCCAGGAUUCUGAGCCUGGAGCAGCGGGUGACAAGAAGUCUGGCCAGACCAAGGGGCGGAAAGUGAUCAAAAGGCAGACAAGCCCUUUGGAUUCGGAUUCAGAUUUUGGCUUGAAACCUUCCAAAUCAGUUGCAGCAAAGAAAUCCAAGCUGGAAGACGACGAUAGCUUUACCAUUGAUUCAACUGGUCGUGCGGACAGCCCCAUAGCAGCCAUGCCCCGUACCAGGCCUGGACGCUUCAAAAAGCCUGUCCGAUAUGUGGAGGAGUCCGAUGAGGAUGAAUUUUUAUGAAGAUUUUUAACUGCUCAUCCAAACCAAGCUACAAACUAGGCUUCAACAGAGCUCUUGACAAGCUGUCACCGAAGAAUAUCAUCUCAGGCUAGGACAUCUUUUCACUGAAUUUAAGCUAGUCCAAAAAUGUUUGUUACCAGUGAAUACAGCUCUAUUUUUCUUGGUUUUAACUAACUUAGAUUUGUUUAAACAGGACCCCCCUACACCUUUCUUGUGAGCACUGGAGCCUUGUGCCCAGCUAGUGCUGAUGCACUUCCCUCUUACCCAUUAGCUAGUUGGAAUCUUUUGACACUUUGUGGUCAUUUUAAUAUUAAAGUAGACUUUAAAACAUAUCAAAUCCUUUAAAAUACCCUCUCACAUAGAUACCUUCCUCUUCAGAUAUCUUAAAAAAUAAUAAAA
Grus americana (Whooping crane) is the source of this 5144-nucleotide messenger RNA. RefSeq names its product DNA topoisomerase II alpha (gene TOP2A). The record is from RefSeq and is a predicted model, not a curated record. Gene Ontology annotation, biological process: resolution of meiotic recombination intermediates; sister chromatid segregation; DNA topological change. Lineage: Eukaryota; Metazoa; Chordata; Aves; Gruiformes; Gruidae. Gene Ontology annotation, molecular function: DNA binding; DNA topoisomerase type II (double strand cut, ATP-hydrolyzing) activity; ATP binding. The coding region runs from base 69 to 4745 and encodes 1558 amino acids. Gene Ontology annotation, cellular component: nucleus. The transcript has 35 exons.